UUUAUAUAAAAUCCAAAACCUCAGCGACUUUCUCCCAGACAAAGUUGAACCGAGUAAAGGAGCUGCUAGGGUUUCUCUAUCUACUCGGCAUUAGCUUAGAUCAAAGAAUGUCUCGUGUGUACGUCGGAAAUUUGAGCCCUCGAGUUUCCGAGGCAGAUCUCGAAGAUGAGUUUCGCGUUUUCGGAGUUAUAAGAAGUGUAUGGGUGGCUCGGAGACCACCAGGCUAUGCUUUUGUUGACUUUGAUGACAGUAGAGAUGCAGAGGAUGCAAUCCGUGAAAUAGAUGGUAAGAAUGGAUGGAGAGUUGAGCUUUCACACAACUCUAGAGGUGGUGGUGGUGGUGGUCGUGGAGGGGGUCGUGGCCGUUCUGGCGGUUCUGAUUUGAAGUGCUAUGAGUGUGGUGAGCCUGGUCAUUUUGCUCGUGAAUGUCGUCUGCGGGGUGGUUCUGGAAGACGUCGUAGCCGCAGUCCCCCUCGAUACCGUAGAAGCCCUAGUUAUGGUCGCAGGAGCUACAGUCCUCGUGGGCGGUCCCCUAGACGUCGCAGUUUGACACCACGUGGGAACAGCCGUAGCAGGUCCCCACCAUACCGUGGACGAGAGGAGUUGCCGUAUGCCAAUGGUAAUGGUCUGAAGGAUCGUCGCCGAAGCAGGAGUUGAGGAGUGCUUAAAUGGCUGUCUGGCUUUGUUUAGAGGAUGUACUGGCAUUAAGUCUUGUUAUGUGUGCUUGGACUUCAGCACAACUGUGUUUAAAUUGGGGGACGCCCUCAGCCUCUACUCUCUCUGAUUUGGUUAAGUUCCUUCCUUUCUUAACUUUAGCUGGUUUUAUUUUCUAUGCAAAAUAGGUGUAGGCUUGAGGAUAUUAUUAUUAAAGGUAAAAGUGAUAAACAUCAUAUCUUUGUUUAAGAGUGUUUCUGAGAAUGGUGCUAAAGAUCUAUGCUUUUUCUUUCUUUUGUGUUGAGGUGUCGUCUGGUUCUGCUUCAUUGGUUUUGUUCUUCUGCACUCCCUUGGCCCCUGGGAUUUGUGCUCCUCUUCUGGGAUCUUCAAUUUUGAAUGGUUGUGGGUCCCAGCCGGCUAUCUGUAUAGAGCUUCAAUUUUGUGCUUCUGUACUCGUCCCUGGGAUUUCUUCACUGCCCUGCUAUGGGGUCUGCAAUUUUGAAUGGUUGUGGGUCCCAGCCUGCUAUCUGCAGAGCUGCUUCUAAUUUCAUUGAACUUCGUCAGUAGCGAUGCGCCUCCCUCAAACGACUAUAGUGGCAUUUGUUUAAUUUUAACUUAGAAGAAUUGAGGAGGAGCUUCGUGUGCGUCAAAUAUUUCUGCAGGUACUCACAUCUGUUCUACAGAAGUUGGGUUGUAGAGUUUAUUUAGAUUUGGCUUAUAAUGGAACUCUAAUAUAUACAGGAGGCCACUUUUAAUAGAUUUUGCCAGUGGGAAUCGUUUCUUAGCCCCAUUAUCCCAUACCCUUUGCCUUGGUCGUCAACAAUGAAAUUUUAACCCCUUCUUUUCUGA
Prunus avium (sweet cherry) is the source of this 1502-nucleotide messenger RNA. RefSeq names its product serine/arginine-rich 22 (gene RSZ22). Lineage: Eukaryota; Viridiplantae; Streptophyta; Magnoliopsida; Rosales; Rosaceae. Gene Ontology annotation, molecular function: zinc ion binding; RNA binding. The record is from RefSeq and is a predicted model, not a curated record.